Salvelinus sp. IW2-2015 is the source of this 1117-nucleotide messenger RNA. RefSeq names its product UDP-glucuronosyltransferase 1A5. NCBI's taxonomy places the organism in Eukaryota, Metazoa, Chordata, Actinopteri, Salmoniformes, Salmonidae. The record is from RefSeq and is a predicted model, not a curated record. Gene Ontology annotation, molecular function: UDP-glycosyltransferase activity.
AUUGAACAGCCGAUAUGUAACAGUUUGCAGUCCCCUGCAGAGCGUUGGUAGUGCUGUAUGGACUCUAUAGCACCGCGUAGACACAAUGCAUUCCAGCUCUCCCUGGGGAGACCUUUCGUUGAUAAGUCUGGUGUCAUUUCUCCUUCUCCUUCCUGCACCGUCCUGCCAUGGAGGAAAAGUCCUGGUCUUUCCUGUUGAUGGAAGCCACUGGAUCAACAUGAAGGUACUGAUCGAGGAGCUCCAUGCCAGAGGCCACACCAUCACAGUGGUCAGACCCUCUACCAGCUGGUACAUCACRGAGGAGUCACCUCUAUACACCUCCAUCACCAUCAAGGAGYAAGAWUCCUUAUACAGCUUCUUCGAGWSCUUCCUACAGAAGCACUUUAAGGCUCAGAGAGAGGGGGUAUCAGCUCUGAAGUUCUUCCAACUAACCAAGGAGUUCCUCAGUAUGAUAGAAGAAGCCCACAUCCUGGCCUGCGACACGCUGUCUCGCAUGUUCGACGACAAGGAGCUGAUGAAGAGUCUUCAGGACGCUCAGUAUGACAUGAUGCUCACCGACCCUGCAAUGGGUGGUGGGAUGCUGAUGGCCCACUACCUCAAACUGCCUGUGGUGCUCAACGCCCGUUGGAUCACCAGUGGGGAGGGCCACUUUGCCAUCGCCCCCUCUCCCAUGUCCUACAUCCCGGUCCCAGGGUCUGGAUUCACUGACAAGAUGACCUUCGUCCAACGGGUCCAAAACAUGCUGUACUACAGCAUCAUCGUGUAUCAACAGAGGUUCCUGAUUGGGCCAAGUUAUGACGCAAUUUGCUCCAAGUACUUCGGAGGGGGCUGUGACAUCKUCUCCAUGAUCCAGGAAGCUGACAUCUGGCUGAUGAGGUCUGACUUUGUGUUUGACUUCCCCCGUCCCACCAUGCCCAACGUCGUCUACAUGGGGGGGUUCCAGUGCAAGCCGGCCCAGCCCCUGCCUCCAGAGCUGGAGGAGUUUGUCCAGAGUGCCGGGGAACAUGGGGUGYUCGUCAUGUCUCUGGGGACUCUUGUCAAUGCACUUCCUGUUGAUAUCACAGACCAGAUCGCCAGUGUGUUCGCCAAGCUGCCUCAGAAGGUAUCCUGAUUGUUU